Porites evermanni is the source of this 978-nucleotide messenger RNA. The record is from the annotation of a GenBank genome assembly. Lineage: Eukaryota; Metazoa; Cnidaria; Anthozoa; Scleractinia; Poritidae.
AUGUUGAAUGACGCUCACACUUAUGAGAAAUUGCAGGCCGAUCCAACCAGUUCUUAUAAGAGAAAGCUGAUCGAAAAACUGACUAAGCUAAAAAAGGAUGGCAAGAUAACGGAAGAUCAGUACAAAUACUUGUACCCUACAUCUGAAGCAACACCCAGAUUGUACUGCACACCAAAAAUCCACAAGGCUAACAACCCUCUGAGACCUAUUGUGGAUUACACAGGAUCAAUUGGUUACAAUACAUCUAGAGCCCUAGCUGACCUCCUGGGACCUCUGGUCGGCACUACGAAACAUCAUGUCAAAAAUUCCAAAGAGCUUGCUGAAGAAUUAUCCUUAGUCACAUUAGAACAAGAAGACAUCUUCAACUCCCACGAUGUUGUGUCACUAUUUACCAAGAUCCCUAUACAGGAGACAUUAACCAUCAUAAGAGAACGCCUAGAUCAAGAUCAAGAUCUAAAGAAAAGAAAAAACCUAGAGGUUGAUGAUAUAAUGGAUCUAACAGAAUUUAUUGCCACCACCACAUACUUCAGUUUUAGAGGACAAUUAUUCAAACAGAAGUUCGGCACAGCCAUGGGCAGCCCAGUAUCCCCGAUCCUGGCUAACUUCUUUAUGGAAUGGCUAGAACAACAGGCCAUCGCCACUGCUCCCAUAGACUGUAAACCUGAGCUAUGGAAACGAUAUGUGGAUGACAUCCUAGAAAUCAUUAAGAGGGGAAAGGUGGAGGCUCUGACAGAUCAUCUCAACGGAAUAGACAAAACAAACAGCAUCAAAUUCACGCACGAACUAGAGAAAAAUGGCCAGAUCCCAUUUCUGGACACCCUUAUCACCAGGAGGGAGGACGGAUCCAUCAAACCACUGGUUUAUAGGAAAGCCACACACACAGACCAGUACCUGUCGUUUCAAUCGCAUCAUCCACUUCCGAACAAACUUGCUGUCAUACGGACGUUAUUGGAAAGAAGUGACAGCAUUGUCACGUAA